Molecule: messenger RNA, 2659 nt
Organism: Prorocentrum cordatum
Lineage: Eukaryota; Dinophyceae; Prorocentrales; Prorocentraceae
Source: the annotation of a GenBank genome assembly
AGCCAUUUCGCGCACGAGCCGCUCGACGCAAGGCCGAAUCUCGAACGUCCCCUCUGGCGGCCCCAAGCCUCCCCGCCAUGGGCAGCUCCGCCCUCGUCCUGGCCCUGGGUCUGCUGCCCGCCCUUGCGAGCGGCCACGCGUUCCUGACGAAGCCCGAGAUGCGCGGCGGGGCCUACAACAACGUGGGGAACGGCUACUGCCCGCAGUGCUUGGGGUCCACCGACCUUCCAAUGGCGACCUGCGGGAACGCCCACUUCCUGGACGCGGUCGGCCCGGUGACCGAGCUGCGGGCGGGGCAGCUGGCCGAGUUCGUGAUCACCGUCACCGCCCACCACAAGGGGCACUUCGUCUUCCGGCUCUGCGACCAGCGCCUGGACAGCCAGACUGGUGACUACCAGGCGCAGGAGGAAUGCCUGAAUGAGCACGUCCUGAGCCGGGCCAGGCCAGAGGAGGUCCACGCGGAUUGCCAGCCAAACGACCCACGAGGUGAUUGUCAGCCCUACGACGAGGCUAACCCUGGGCACUGGUACCUCCCACCCCAUAACGGGUCACACCUCACCCGCACGCAGCACCGCUUCCACUACCGGAUCCCCGCCGACCUCACAUGCGAGAGCUGCACUCUGCAGUGGUGGUGGAUGAGCGCGAACAGUUGCACUCCGCACCCGGACGCCUACAGGUGCUACUUCCAGGAAAUGGAGCGGCAGGGGUGGGACGCAAGCGCGUGGUGCGAUGGCGUGGUGUGCUCCUACCAGGGCGAGUGCCCAGCGGAGCAGGGCGGCCCCGUGCUCUGCGGCGAGCAGUUCAAGAACUGCGCGGACGUCCGGCUGGUGGAGGGCGGCGGGGCGUCCGCGGGCCCAACGCCCGCGCCAUCGCCCACGGAGCCGACGUCGCCCACGGAGCCUCCAGAAACUCCGGAGCCGGAGCCGGAGCCCGAGCCCGAGGGGAGCAAGCAGCUGGUGGCGUUCGUGGAGAACUGGCUGCCGUGCCCGAGCCUGGACAAGAUUCGGGGCUACGACAAGGUUAUCGUCUCUUUCGCGGUCAGCUACACGUGGAGCCCCACGAAGAAUCAGUGCGACCAGAGCUGUACCAUCGGGGUGCCCGCCACGUGCGACAACCAGGCCAAGCCCGACCUGAUCGAGACGUGGCGGCAGGCGGGCACGAAGGUCUUGCUCUCCUUCGGCGGCGCGGGCAUGGGCGGGAGCUGGGCCGGCGACGUGAACGACUGUUGGGAAUACUGCUUCGGGAGGGUGGACAGCGUGGUGAGCCGCUUGGUGGAGAUCAUCGACAGCCAGGGCUUCGACGGCGUGGAUAUGUGGCUGCCUGCGUACGACCACACGGACACGUCCAGCCAGUUCCUGAAGGAUUUGACCACGGGGCUCCGCGCCGCGCUGCCCCCCGGGAAGAUCAUUUCCCACGCGCCCAUGGAUGGGGAUAUCGCCGCUGGAGCACCGUACUUCAGAGUCCUCCAGGAGGUCGCCUCCAGCGUCGACUACCUCUUGCCUCAGUAUUACAACGGCCCGCUCAGGCCCGCGAUCGACACCCAGCCCGCCAUAGAGCACAUGGGACACCUCGUGGACGAUAUCUUCGGCGGCGACGCCAGCAAGGUUGUGUUUGGCUUCUGCAUCGCCGACUGCUCUGGGACCGGCAGCAACGUGGACGGCAGCCAGGCCGCCGCCAUCCUCCAGGACGUCGCCGCGGCGUUCCCCGGGCACGGCGGGGCUUUCUUGUGGGCCGCCUCCGACGACGUUGGCUGGUCCGAGCCGGUGAGGCAGGCGCUGGGCUCCGCGCCCAGCGUGACGCCGUUGCCCACGCCUGCGGUGCCGACGCCGGCGCCCACGGAGGCGCCCACGACGCCGUCGCCCACGCUGGCGCCGCCGAUGCCGACGCCCACGGAGGCGCCCGCGACGCCGUCGCCCACGCCUGCGGUGCCGACGCCGGCGCCCACGGAGGCGCCCACGACGCCGUCGCCCACGCUGGCGCCGCCGACGCCGACGCCCACGGAGGCGCCCGCGACGCCGUCGCCCACGCCGGCGCGCCGCCGACGGCGACGCCCACGGAGGCGCCCGCGACCCCGUCGCCCACGCCGGCGGUGCCGACGCCGACGCCGGCGCCCACGGAGGCGCCCACGACCUCCCCCUCCGCGUCCGGCGGGGAGCCCAGCGUCUGCGAAGCGGCUGUGGCCCACCACGGCAAGGCCUGGGACUUCGCUGGGCCCUGUUCCGCGUGCCUGGCUGGGAACAACGUCUGCUACGACGACCCUGAGCAUGAUUCUCAGAGCCUCUGCUCGCAGUGGCCCGAGAACGUGUGGUGCGGAGAAGCGUCGCUCGUGGAGUCUCGCCGCAGCAGGCGCCGGCCGCACGCCUUCCUGGGCACGGCUCUGCUCCAGACCGUGUGCCCUCUGUCGCGCGCUUCUCCCAGCGAGGUGCUCGGGGCCUGAGCCCGGCCUCUUUUGCCCGAUGGGGGUGCCGAAGAGCCCCUCUCCGAGACGUCGCUCCAUUGUUGCCGCCCACCAGUGCCGGCAAGACGUCGCGGCGCACCCGUCGUCGCCCUCUGCCUGCAGCGUCCUGGCAGCGCUCGAGGCAGGAUCCGGAAACAGUGCCCAGGCGAGCUGUCAGGAGAAGGGAAGGAAAGUAGGCAGAUAAGCUCUAUACGGAUUGAA